Messenger RNA from Candida albicans SC5314, 225 nucleotides. RefSeq lists its product as uncharacterized. The record is from RefSeq and is a predicted model, not a curated record. Gene Ontology annotation, biological process: mitochondrial respiratory chain complex I assembly; electron transport chain. The transcript has a single exon. The coding region runs from base 1 to 225 and encodes 74 amino acids. Gene Ontology annotation, cellular component: mitochondrion. Lineage: Eukaryota; Fungi; Ascomycota; Pichiomycetes; Serinales; Debaryomycetaceae.
AUGCAACAUUCAAUAAUAAGAUUAAGUCAAGGUACCAGUAGUAAUGGCAAUCCAUGGGCUAAAAGAGAUGCUUGGAGAUAUCAAGGACAAUUCACUAGAUUUAAUCGUUUUAAAAAUGCAUUCCCUGGAUUAGGUAUAGCAACAGUUGCAUUUGCUUUAUAUUGUGGAUAUGAACAAUUAGUAUUAAAGAAAGAUGAUCAUCAUGAUGAACAUGGUCAUCAUUAA